Molecule: messenger RNA, 408 nt
Organism: Hibiscus syriacus
Lineage: Eukaryota; Viridiplantae; Streptophyta; Magnoliopsida; Malvales; Malvaceae
Product: stigma-specific STIG1-like protein 1
Exons: 1
Coding region: 1-408 (135 amino acids)
Source: RefSeq, a predicted model, not a curated record
AUGAAGUCGCUAACCAUCCUCUUUGCAAUCUCGGCGGCGGUUGCCAUUUUGGCCGCAACAAUUCGGGCCGACUUCGACGAAGAACCCCAUGUUCGAACCAACCAAGCUCCGUUGCGUCGAUUCCUGGCUUGGCGGUACCCGAAACACGGCAUGACGUGCGACAGGUUUCCGCGUAUUUGUCGUCGAGAGAAGGGGAGUCCGGGGCCGGAUUGUUGCAGGAAGAAAUGUGUUAACGUGAAGAAAGAUCGGUUCAACUGUGGGAUGUGCGGUUAUAAGUGCAAGUACGGUGAAAUAUGCUGCAGAGGGCAAUGCGUGAAUGCUUCGUUUGAUAAAAGAAACUGCGGUGGGUGCAAUAACAAAUGCAAAAGGGGCGAAUUAUGCGUUUAUGGGAUGUGCAAUUAUGCUUGA